GUUUGUUGUACCUGAACCUUUUUUUUUUUUUCUGUGUAAGAACUCUUGGAGCGGAGGUACAAACUAAAAAUGCAAAAUCACAUAUAAAUCUCUACGAGCUACAUUUCUUUUUUUUUUUCCAACAAUGGAUCUUGCACUAGACAUCACUUCAUCCUGUCGAGUUCGAGUAUUAUUGGUACCUGUUUCACCCAUCAAAAAGUCGACCUUUUGGCAUCAUGUAGACCUCGUUCGAAAAUUCAGUUGUGUUCGUCUCGGCGACGUAACACCUGAUUUACAUAAAGGCGCUAAUGCUAAAUUCAGUAGUCAAGUAUUUCAAGAAGGUCAAAUGCAUUUUCAAUUUGUGACAAAGUAUAACCGAGAUCAUUGUCAUCUCGAAGAUUUUCAGCCUCAUCGUCGAAUUUUCGGUGUGAUUGGUAUUAUGGAUUGUCAAGAAUGGAAAGAUAAGGAUUUGAGUGAAGGAUACAAGAAAUUUGUAGACAUGUUGGGUCAGUAUCCAACAGCCGUAGCAACACGAUGCUUUGCCUUUGAUCCCACUGAAAAUCAACCUGACGAUACCAAAGGAUUAAUCAUGAUUCCCAACGUUGGAAACAUGUCAUUCUAUAUGAGCACCAUGAUUUGUGAUUUUGCUAGCGAAAUUCUGGAUCAAUUUGCAGCCAUUGCUGAACGUAUCGAGAAAUUAAACGCAUUGGAAUCUCCUAUUCCUGCAGGUUAUGUUCAUCGUCAUUUGGACCUUCAAAAGAAACUACAACCUUCCUCUAGUUCACCUCUAAAACCAUCCAAUGGACCCGUACCUACUUCAUCCAUCUCAUCCUCGUUCUUGAAAAGAGCUUCAACAACGGCUACUAGACCUCAACCACCCUCACCCAAACCUUCUUUAUCUAGAUCAACUACCUUUUCAGGCAUGUCUGUCUCGGGUGAUUCUGGAAGAACAGUUCAAAGAACUCCCGGUCGUAUCAAGAAACUUUUGGCUGAUUUUUAUCUAUUAGCUGGUCGAUUACCUGAUGCCAUUCAACAUUACAAUGAAUCGAUUGAGAUGGCCAAUCAUUCCUAUGAUUAUUUAUGGUUAAGUAGUGCAAAGGAAGGUUUGGCUUGUACCAUGAUUUUAAUGGAUUUCCUUCAGACAGAUAUCGGACACAUUGUAGCACGACCUACACUCAACAAUGAGGAAGAAGCAGAAGAUCCAGUACCUAAAAAAAUGCCCACCAAGAAAACAAUUGUGACAGAAAUUACAGACAUGUACGAGGAACUUUUAGAGACCUAUGCUAAAGUGGGAUCCACCACCAGUAUCCCUAUUCCAAAACUCGUGUAUGUGGAAGCAUGUAUCAAAAUCUCACGUUUCUUAACCACCGUCUUUCUAAACGGUGGUUGGAACGAAACUGUCUUACACAAGAUCGUUCAACCUGAUUUCAAGACAGAGAAUAGAAGGUUUAUGAGGACAACAGAUCUAUUGAAAUACAAGGGUAGUGGGAUCGCUAGGUUUACUAUUGCUAAAUGGAUCACAAGGCUAUGGUCUAUCAAUAUCGAGGAUUUACUCAUGAUUGAUCAAAUCAAUGUCAUGACUCAAAUGUCAAGUAUCCUAUCUACCAUUGGCUAUCAUCGAAAAUCCGCUUGGUUCAUGUACGAAACCUUGAACAGAAUGAUCCCUUUAUUGAUCGGAGGUCGUGCUGCUAUGGCAGGUUCCUCUACCCAAAAAAGGGAAAAGGACGAUGGUAUCUUACAGGUCUUGAAACGUAUAUGUGAAGUCUAUGGUAUUGGUCAAAGUCAUGUGCAUGAUGGAGGUACGCUUCGUAUGAUGGCCAUGCAACAGGAUCAACAAGAGAAUCAGGAGAUAAAACGAAACCACACCUUUGGUUGGGCAGCCUUACAAAUUGAUAUUUUACGUGAAUGUAUUGUCAUCUCAGAAGCCAUCCAGGACCAUGCUUCUAUGUUGUAUUAUACCACUGUCUUGCUCAAGAAUCUGUAUCAACAUAUUCCCAAAGAUGAACAAAUUCGUUUAGCUUCCAGUAUUCAACGUAUUGUGAAUAUCAGUAAACGAACAGGCCAUGUGGAUACAAGCGUGAAUUACUGGGGUUUUAAUAUCGUUAAAAGUAUUCAACCUAUACCACCUAUUCCACGUAAAGCCAUCUAUCAACAUCCACUCUUGAUUGCAAAAGCAUUAGCGGCUUCCAAAGAAGGUCGUUUGAAUUCGGGCGAUCCUUUUAUUUAUAACCCGUUUGCCAAAAAGAAGAACGAUAAACCUCAAAUCAAUUUAAUCAAGGAUGAAGUCUGUGAAUUCAAGGUGGUCUUAUCCAAUCCUUUUGGUUUUGAUCUUGAAUUAAGCAACGUCGUAUUAAGUACAUCAGGCAUCGAAUUUUCAUCUAUCCCUACAUCAGGAUCUAUACCAGCCAAUGAAAGCCUUGUGAUUCGAUUAAUGGGUACACCUUUAGAGACCGGUGCCUUGAUUAUCCGAGGCUGUAUUAUCAAAAUCACAGGUUUUGCAGAACAAGAAUUCUUGAAUGAAAAGCAAAAAGUAGAGAAAGUGGUGAAUGCCCCCUUGGUAGAGUCGGAACGAUAUAAAUACAGCGGUCUGUCUGCGCUUUACAAUACGCCAAGUGAGACGACAGAACAGAUACCAACACCACCCCAGAUUGUACAAGAGAGUUUAAACGUGAUUGAAGAUCAACCCUUGUUAAAGAUCAGUUCUACCUCUUUAUUACAUGGUGCUGUCAUGUUAUUUGAAGGUGAAGUACAGCAUAUCUCUAUCCAAGUAGAAAACAUUGGAAACAUCCCUGUGGAUUUUAUUACCUUGUCCUUUACAGAUUCUACCACCAUUCAUCCUAAACCGAUUAAUCCUGAACUACCCACAGAGGAUCAAUAUGAGAUUGAACUGUAUACGAAGGGAACACCCGUGUUCUCUUGGGAAGGGUCCAAGGGAAAUCAGAUUGGUAAGAAAAUUCAGUUACCUCCUGGCGCACGUACCGAAAUCAUUGUAAAUAUAUAUGGAAAGCAAGGAUGUGUGGGUGGUGCAAUUCAUGUGGAUUAUGGCUAUUUGGAUAGAGUCAUCAAAGAUCAAGCCAUUGUAGUAGAGAGUGAUUUAGACGAUGAAUUACCUACCACCUUGUAUACGCGACAACUUUAUUUACCCAUCAUGAUCACCGUCUAUGAGAAUCUGGAACCCUUGAAUUGGGACGUACUCUAUUUACGCGAUAAUAUGAUUGUAUCAGAUCAAAUGGUGAAAGACGCUGUGGAUAAAAUUAAGCAUCUGGAUAUCAAUCAAGCGCAAGAUCAACCUGUGGAACAAUUAUUUGUUAUCACUCAGCAAUCCGAAGAUGACCAAGAUAAAAACCCUUAUUGUUUACUUACGUUGGAUGUCCGAAAUACAUGGACUGUACCCUUUGAUAUUGAAUUUAUAGUGGAUAAUCGAGAAGCAGAAGAGGAAGGAGAUGAACAUAUACUAAAGUCCACCGUAACAAUUCAACCUGCCUUGACAAGGCGAAUUGUGUUACCCUUAAAAAAACUCUUCUUAUCCACCGAACAACGAUUACAACCGAUCCCUAGUUUUGAACCCAAUAAACAGUUUGUAGUGUCUCAAGCACCCAAGAUGGCACCCGAACAAGAGAGAGCACGAUUACAAAUGUUUUGGUAUCGAGAACAGUUAUUGACGCGUAUCAAAGCUUCCUGGCAAUGUAAAUCCUCCAACCGUCAAGGUACGAUCAAUUUGCGACCUUCUUUACGAUUGACAGGACUUCAAUUGGGUGUAUUGAAAAAGCAGGAUAUUGAAUUUAUUGUGGACAUGGCAUCGGAGAACACAGUGGGUCAUCGAUUGUUUCAAUGCAACGUCAAUGAUUUUGUUACCAUGAACGUGACGAUUGUCAAUCGUCAAAUCCGGCCAGUGAAAUUAGUGUUACGUGUACAACCUGUACAAAGUUACAAUGACGGAGCCAAGGAAUAUGACUUGACCGAGAAAUUAUUGAUGCAGGGUGUAUCACAGCUGGUCUUACCCGAGAUUCCAUCCAAUGGUGAAAUCUCGUAUGCCUUCCCUCUUUGUUUCUUGUCUCGUGGUAAGUUUGAGUUCUUGUACCAUGUAGAAGAUGUUCAUACAAGAGAAAUGUAUUAUGAUCAUGACUGGGCCUUUGUUAAUGUGUUGGAUACUUAAAUUUUUUUUUUCUUUUUCAAAUAAACAAAUUGCAUGUGAAUGGCACACACCGGAAAAAAAAAAGGAUGGGGUAAAUUUGAGUUGUGGGGAGGUUUUUUUUUUUUUUCCUUUUUUUUUU
Molecule: messenger RNA, 4253 nt
Organism: Mucor mucedo
Lineage: Eukaryota; Fungi; Mucoromycota; Mucoromycetes; Mucorales; Mucoraceae
Product: TRAPP II complex
Exons: 7
Coding region: 125-4135 (1336 amino acids)
Cellular component (GO): trans-Golgi network
Source: RefSeq, a predicted model, not a curated record